Molecule: messenger RNA, 981 nt
Organism: Salpingoeca rosetta
Lineage: Eukaryota; Choanoflagellata; Craspedida; Salpingoecidae
Exons: 10
Coding region: 1-762 (253 amino acids)
Molecular function (GO): glycosyltransferase activity
Source: RefSeq, a predicted model, not a curated record
AUGAACUGCUACACGGCGGAUGCAAGUGGAGCAGCGGCAUGGCUGUGGACAAUGACCUUUUCCUGCCACGGCAUUCCAUGCAACUCGCCAUCCAUCCUCAUCGUUGAUCCAGCCGCAAGCGCGGUGGACGCAACAAUCCUUGAAUUCCACCACCGUGGCGGCCUCCAUGUGUCCAUGUCACUCUUCUUCAUGGUGACAUUCAUUCACACCGGAGCAGCGACGCGUUCCGCCCGCACAAACAGGAAAUACCUCGUCACCUUCAGGUGGGCACUACCACGUCUGCUCGUUCUUGAUGCCAUGUGCAACCACCUCCCCAAGCUGCACAAUGGCAGGGACAUUGUGUUGGUGUGCGCGUGCCGGUGGUUAGGCGAAGAGCGCAUGGGCCGUGAGGGGAAGAGGAAGAGUUCAAACACGGAGCUGGCGCUGGAGACCAAGUUUGGGCUCAUCAUAAUGGCUGCGGGUGCCAUCCCCGUCAUUGUCGUCGAUCACUACGUGCCGCCCUACCAGGACCUUCUGGACUGGGAGACGUUCAGCAUUUGCAUUCCCGAGCACAGGCUCCUCGAGCUUCCGAGGGUCCUGCGGUCGAUCCCUGAUGAGGUGGUGGAGAUGAUGCGGAAACGCGUUGUGUUUGUGUUUGAGGAGUUCUUCUACACUGGAGUCUGCCAGGAUCAACCUGUUCAGUGGCGACAACGCCUGGCAGGGGGAAGAUGCAAGUGGAAGGGCUGGCGUCCGACACGCCCAAUGACACGCCACACGAUGUGAUGCAGGAGUCUGUAUGGUGCAACACCCCUCGCCCACCGACGAAAGACGGCCAAGGACAAUGCCCCCAUGUGAUGUGUUUGCGUGUGAUGAUGAGGAUGAGGAGGAUGAGGAGAGGACGAAGAUGUCUUAACAGCGUAACCAAGAUCAGCUCUGUCACUAGUUCAUUAGUUCAGCCCACCUGUGUGUGAUUCCUCUGCGUCAGUACAUGGAAGUAAACGC